GAUUUCCACUGAGUAAGCAUUCACUAUGAGUACAGCCAAUAAGAUUUCCAAGACUUCCCUAGUGAACUCUCUGGCCAAAAGGUAUGAUCCGAAAGAUAUACAAAAUCAAGGGCCCACUAAUGUGCAGAAGGCAUUACAGACUCCUUUAGCCUCAAAGACUCCAACAAGCAAGAACAUUAUGGAUACAAAGCUGGACUUUUUAAGCCAUAAAAUUGACACUCUUUUGUUGGGACAUGACAAUGUUUUUGAAAAGCUUGAAAAUAUUUCACAGGAUAUUGUGGACAUUGAAAAAGACCUGCAAGUGCUAAAAAUAGAGAACCCAACCACCGAAAAAGUACAUCAGGAAAAAGAAACAUCAGAAGUUAAAAAUAUGAUUUAUGAAAUGAAAGGACAUUUUCUGGAAAUGAUCAGCCACCUAUCAUCAAUAAAUAAAUAUUCCGAAGAGCAGGCAAAAAGACUAGAUGGAGUUGAAAAGAUACUACUUGGUACACAAGGAGUGAUCCAUUACCUAAUGGAGCAGAUAAAGUUAUCUACAUUGUUUGAGUUUCUACAGAGAAGACAAUAUUCAGCACAACCCCCAAGAGCUGACAAUAAAAUAAACACAAAUGAAAAGAAAGGUAAUAAUAGAAAUAAGGGAAAAAAGUGUAUAAAAGUUAUUGAGACCAAGAAGAAGAAAAAUGGUUGUUUGAAAAAAAGACACCGCAAGAACAUCAAUGAUGAAAUCACAAGUGAAAAGAACAAAAGUGUGUCCUUGAGCUUGAAGAGAACAAAGUCUCUAAAGAAAAAGAAGCCACCUGAUACAGAGCAUUCUAUCCAAAAGACACAGUCCUGCAGCUAUAAAGAAAAGGUCCAAAAACUCAAUAGAGAAAAUGCUGAAAAAGCAUCUGUUAUAUUGGUUGAGAAAAAGCCUUCUGAAAUAAAGAAAGAAGAGAACUUUAUAUCCAUAGAUAUUCCAAGCUCAUAUACUGGGGCUAUUGCUCAAGGCAGCCCCCCUAUUAUUUACUGUGUAAAAGAAGAUGAGAUACCUGUGUGUGUGGACGAUGAAACUGUUCAAGCAUUACCUGAGGCCAGUAGCAAAACCGAGGCAGCAGAAGAAGUUUUGGACAGUACUGAAGAGAACAGGGGAAAAGAAAAAACUGUCAUUUAUGUAUCUGAAGAUGCAAAAAGUGCACAGAUUGAAGAGAAAUAUGAAGAGCAUAAAAUGAAAAAAGAGAUUAUUCCUGAACAAGAAGAAUAUGACAAAAUAACAAAUGCUGUUCAAGAUAUUGCAGGAUCACAAGGGCCAGAUGAUUUACAACUAACAGUAAACGGUAAUGACACAUCUUGUCCUUCUCCAUGCUCGACUUGCGAGGAUACUGACCAAGAAACAGCUAUAGUAGAGAGUGUGGGAAAUAAAGAGGAUAUACAACUACUGGUCACAGAAAAAACAGUUGAAGAACAUGAGGAGGAGGACACAGAAGAAGAAGAAGGAGUAGAAGAAGAAGAAACAAAAGACCGAAAAGAUGAUAAAGAGGAAUCAUUAAAAGAGUCCUUACAUAUUGAUGAAAGCUGCCACAAUGAUCAGAGCUGUAAUAGUAAAAGACGGAUAACUGAUGAUGAUCAUAUACAAGAUGACAACAAGAAAAGUAGAAUACACACAGAAGAUACGGUGGAGAGUGUGUUACCAGAUGAUAAUGAAGAUACAGCAGCCAAUUUGAUUUCUAACAAGGAGGAAGAAAUAAGUGAAUGCAUUGAAAAUAAGGAAUCCUCUAUAAAAGAAGAAGAUAAAAUGUUAAUUCUUGAUGUUACACCUCCACCUCCAGCCCCUUUUGAUCACAGAAUUGUCUCAGCUAAACAUGCUCAGAUUAAUAACUUUUACAACGUGGAAAAGACGCAGGUGCUUGGUGGUGGGAGGUUUGGUCAAGUACACAGAUGUGUAGAGAAAGCCUCGGGACUUACCUUGGCAGCUAAAAUCAUCAAAGUCAAAGGACAUAAGGAAAAGGAAGAAUUUAAAAACGAGAUACAAGUCAUGAACCAGCUGAAUCACAAUAACCUCAUCCAGUUAUAUGAUGCUUUUGAGUCCCGAAAUGACAUCAUUCUUGUGAUGGAGUAUGUAGAUGGUGGAGAAUUAUUUGACAGGAUUAUUGAUGAGAACUGCAAUCUCUCGGAAUUAGACACCAUUUUAUUUAUAAAGCAAAUCUGUGAAGGAAUUCAAUAUAUGCAUCAGAUGUACAUUAUACACUUGGAUCUUAAGCCAGAAAAUAUUAUGUGUGUGAGUCGAGCAGAUUAUCAAAUCAAAAUUAUUGAUUUUGGCUUGGCUAGAAGGUAUAAGCCAAGGGAAAAAUUGAAAGUGCACUUUGGUACUCAAGAGUUCCUUGCCCCUGAAGUUGUGAACUACGACUUUGUCUCUUUUCCCACAGACAUGUGGAGUGUGGGAGUCAUUGCCUACAUGCUGUUGAGUGGUCUCUCGCCAUUUUUAGGGGAAGAUGACAAUGAAACAUUAAACAACAUCAUAGUAUCUCAGUUUGACUUUGAAGGAGACGAGUUCCAGAAUAUCUCUGAAUAUGCUAAAGAUUUCAUCACCAAGUUGCUGGUAAAGGAAAAAUGCUGGAGAAUGAGUGCAAGUGAAGCUCUAAAACAUCCAUGGUUGACAGAUUCCAAACUACACUAUCUAAUUAACCUGCAGAAAAAUACAAAAGCCUGUACUGUGUCUGAGGCACCUGAGGACCAGUGACAUAUUCCAGACUAAUAAUAAGCAGAAACACUGCUGUGUGGCGUCUGCUGUGAGAUAUUUGAGUAGUUCUUGUGCUGUGACCUUCCAUGAGAUGACUUGGGCAUUUAUCAGCUGGAAUAUUGCCAUUUCAACUAAGGGCGUGUCCUGGCAUGACUGGGCUAACUUCACUCUCAAAUGCUAAAACUUCCUUGUUCAAGAAUCUCUGAGUCUUACCAACUAUUACCGAAGGAUUUGAGAAGCUCAGGUGUAUAUGCUUAUAAUGCCAUUUUAACUGCAUUGGUUUCUGGUUGUUACAUAGUACUUUGAAACAUUUCAUAACAUUCACAACUGUACUACAUGCCCAAAUCUUUGCUCAGUCCUAUCACUCGUCCUAUCACUCUACUUACACGUAUUUGUGCUAAAUAAGUGUAUGUGACUUUGGACACCAAGCAGUUACACCCUUUUAGCCUGGAAUACUAUCAGUGUUUCUGUGUCUGGGUGGUCUGUUUUCAGUAAAAGUAGUAGUUUGUAAUCUAAUAAAAGGAUGAAUCACAGCCAUAAGCAAUAAGUCAUGUGUAGUGCACAUUCUUGUAGUCAUUACAUUGGAGGAACCAUGUUUCUCUGCACUUGGUGACACUUUUGAGUAGACCAACUUGAUAUUUAUAGUAUAAAACAUUGGCUUUGUUCGACUUAAGAUAUUUUUAUGCUGCUGUCUGAAACAAUUGCCUAUAAAAGUCAAUAUCAUAUUGCCUAUAAAAAUCAAUAUCUUAUUGCUUUAGCUCAUAAUGUUUCUAGUUGGUCCACCAAAACAUGUCCAAAAUGAGCUCAAUAUGUGAAUAUUGGCAGCAGGAACAUAAGUGAGUACAUUCUUGCCAAAAGGAAAGUGCCAAAAAUAAUUAGCUGACCUGACUUUUACAAAGAUUGAUGCUGAUCUUAGCUAUAUGUGGUGAUAAGGGGGAGAUUUAUCAAUAUGUGCCCAUAUGCAGCCACUUUUUUUUUUUUUUCUGUGUUAUUGGCAUAUGUACGCCAAAUUUAUCAAAACAGCACACACACUUUGAUACAUUUUGCACAAAUGAAAAAUCACCUCAGAACAUGCCAUACAAUGUGACUUUUCUUUUUGAACAUUUGUGUAUUAUUUUUGAGCAUUUUAAAAAAGAUGCAGUGAAUACAUUGUAUAGUCAAGAUGUAGCACUGCAUUUUUGUGCAAAAACUUACUGCACAUAAUUACAGCCAAAAAAAAUUCAGGAUAGCAAUGAUAAAUCUUCCCCUAAAUGUGUUUACAUAUAACAUGGCUGCUUUAAGGAGUACCUGUCACCAAAUAAAACUUUUAAUAUAGUGUUCCUUGUGUAUUAAGCAGACACUUAUUAUUUUUCUUUAAAAAUUAUCAACAUAAAUAUUUAGAGAUGAGCAAACUUACAGUAAA
Molecule: messenger RNA, 4115 nt
Organism: Hyla sarda
Lineage: Eukaryota; Metazoa; Chordata; Amphibia; Anura; Hylidae
Gene: MYLK4
Product: myosin light chain kinase family member 4
Exons: 14
Coding region: 26-2713 (895 amino acids)
Biological process (GO): positive regulation of apoptotic process; intracellular signal transduction; protein phosphorylation
Cellular component (GO): nucleus; cytoplasm
Molecular function (GO): protein serine/threonine kinase activity; ATP binding
Source: RefSeq, a predicted model, not a curated record